Messenger RNA from Trichoplusia ni (cabbage looper), 2186 nucleotides. Its product is annotated as potassium/sodium hyperpolarization-activated cyclic nucleotide-gated channel 1-like. The record is from RefSeq and is a predicted model, not a curated record. Lineage: Eukaryota; Metazoa; Arthropoda; Insecta; Lepidoptera; Noctuidae. Bases 215 to 1948 code for a protein of 577 amino acids. The transcript has 4 exons.
UACAAAACACAUACUGAUUAAAAUACUAUAAUUAUUCAUAUGGUUGAGAGACUAAGUAGGUAUUGAAUAAAGAAUAACGAUUUACUAAUUGAAGUAUUAAGAAAAUAAUAAUUAUAAAGAUAAGCAGAUGUCAUUGGCAUUAAAAUCAGACGGAUUAUUUGAUGACAGCUAAAAAUAUUAUUUGUAGCGUUCUAACUUAUUUUCGCUGCCAAGAAUGUUUGAAUAUCAUGAUUUUCAUGAAUCCUACUUUCACCAUUCUUGUGUAAUUAUCCCGGAAAGAGAUGUUCUGGACACGGACAUUAUUGGUUCCGGCUGUGUCUCCCGUUUAAAACGCUGGUGGCAUGAUUUGUUUCUCUUGUGUUAUACAUCAGCGAGAACUAGUUGUUUCUAUACAAGUUCUCAUGCCAUGACUAUUGAUAGAUUCAGGCAGUAUCGCAAGUAUAGACACCGAAUCCAUCCGAUGAGUAAAUUCAGAAUCUUUUGGGACACCCUUAUGGUGUAUGUGUUCCUCAUAAACAAAGUGGUGUUCCGUUUUUCCUCGUCGUUUUACUUCGAUGGGGUUCCCAUUGUCUUCUACUUCCUCGGAGCUCUCCUCGAGCUGGUCAUCAUAGCCGACUUCAUGAUCAACCUGAAGACUGGCUACAUAGACACGGAAGCGAAACAAGUGGUGCUUGAUACGAACAGGUCUCUGAAACGAUUCUGUGCCCAGAAGCUGUUCUUUCACUUCGCUUCGGCCAUGCCCUUAACAUGGCUCAUGUUCUUAAGAUACGGAGCAGAGAUCUCGUGCGGGCUCUGCAAGGCCAACAAGUUCAUCAGCACGUUAAAGAUCAUCAGCGUAAUCAGUCUCUACAGGGUCUUUGAAACAACUGAAAUCCAUGUUCAAAACCGGCCGUGGAACCUCAGGCAGCGCUACAAGUUCAUCAGGAUCGCUCUCGUCGGAUUCGUCUGCAUGCUGCAAUUUUAUGACCUUGGUGAAACCAUUACUCUUCUUGUUAUGAUUGAAGACGGCAGAGUCAGGCAGUCUUCGCGUCUGGCAAGAUUAUUAAACAAACUCUAUCAUGAAAAAAAAUAUUCACUUGUCCGUUUAGCAAUUUAUGAAAUGAAUAAGUGUGUCAAGUCUCUAUUGCUAUUUUCAUUAGGGUACCUGAAGAAGACGUAUUAUCUAGACAAGCUUGUGUCGCUGACUGCGUAUUUGAUAGCGCAUGCAUUCUUUUUGUGGUGCAUACUGGAGUGCUAUGCCCUGGUCAGUCGUAUGCUGUAUCCGAGUGACCGAAUGGAAAAGAUAACCCAUGGGGCGGAAAAUAUGAUGGCUUGUCGACAAGUGCCUGACGAGUUGAGACGUAAGUUAGAGGUGUACUUCAAAUUUAAGCCGACACAUCUGAUGCUGGUUGAGAACGAGAACAAUCUGUACAGGAGUCUGCCUCCGGUAUUGAAGAUGGAGGCCAAACUGAGUUGCUACAUGAGUACCGUGAGAAAGAUUCCUUUCUUGAGUAAAUUGCCGAUGUCGAUUCUCGAGAAAAUCGUAAUGAUGCUAAAGAAAGAAGUAUUUUUAAACAAUGAUAUUGUGCUUGAAGCUUGGGUACCAGCAGAUGGUCUGAUGAUAGUUGACAACGGGGUCCUGGCUGUCUACUCCCACUUUCACCAGGAGACUGGGCACCUGAUCGACGGAGACUACUUCGGGGAACUGUCUCUUGUCACUGACAACGAACUCUGCUUAUCUUACGUCGUUGCUAUCACAUCGUGCACUGUUCUCAUCUUACCAAAAGCGAUUUUCAGGCACUGUAUGCGACAACAUCCUAAAUAUUUCCUUGAUAUCAAGGAGCAAAUGAAGAAGCGAUUUAACAAUCCACUGCAGUCGAAACGUAACGGGCCUAAAGAUCGGAUCCCUGACAAUCCUGAUGCAGUGGAAGAUAAAGACAAGGCCAACGAACAAACUACACAAUCUUGAGGUUUCCCAAAGUGUCUCAAGGCGACUGUAGAUACACUUACCAUCGCAUUCAAAUAAAGGUGUCCGAGCCAAGUUCAUGUAACAGAUCGCGAGCAACACCGUGAACAUAUACGGUGUAUAAAACCUCGCAAGUUCAGAAUCAGUCGCUUUUUGACUGUUACUAAAAUUCGUCUUUCUUGUAGAAAUAGAAGCUAUCGAACAUUCGUUUAUGAGAGCUAGCCAAGUCAGACCUUAGGCU